Molecule: messenger RNA, 1275 nt
Organism: Equus caballus (horse)
Lineage: Eukaryota; Metazoa; Chordata; Mammalia; Perissodactyla; Equidae
Gene: PLEKHJ1
Product: pleckstrin homology domain containing J1
Biological process (GO): retrograde transport, endosome to Golgi; endosome organization; receptor recycling
Cellular component (GO): recycling endosome; early endosome; trans-Golgi network
Source: RefSeq, a predicted model, not a curated record
CGCCCACGGCCCGCCUGGUCCUGUCCGCUUCAGUAAAGGGGGUGCUUUAUUCUGUUUCCACCCUGGUUCUGGCUUAUUUCAUGGUUAUAUAUAACGACCGUCCGUCUCGCCUACUAUCCCGUACGGCCCAGAACGGCUUCGCUCCGCCCGGGUGACCCCUCUGACGUCAGCGCCACGCACCGGUGACUGACAGGCCGAGCGGAGACGCGGCCCGCGAGCGCGCAGGCGCAGUAGCUCCGGGAGCGCUUCCGGGACGGCGCCGUGGGACUUUUCUGGCGCGAUCGGGGACGGCGGCCGAGAGGGCGCGGCCCGGGGUUCGCGUUCUGGGUCCCGGCGGCGCCAUGCGCUACAACGAGAAGGAGCUGCAGGCGCUGUCCCGGCAGCCGGCCGAGCUGGCAGCCGAGCUGGGCAUGCGGGGCCCCAAGAAGGGCAGCGUGGUGAAGCGGCGGCUGGUGAAGCUGGUGGUCAACUUCCUCUUCUACUUCCGGACGGACGAGGCCGAGCCCGUCGGAGCCUUGCUGCUGGAGCACUGCAAAGUCGCCCAGGAAGAGCCCAGCGGCUUCUCCAUCAGCUUCGUCGAGGACCCGGAGAGGAAGUACCGCUUUGAGUGCCACAGCGAGGAGCAGUGUCAGGAGUGGAUAGGGGCUCUCCGUCGAGCCAGCUACGAGUUCAUGCGGAGGAGCCUCAUCUUCUACAGGAAUGAGAUCCAGAAGGUGACCGGCAAGGACCCCCUGGAGCAGUUCGGCAUAUCGGAGGAGGCCAGGUUCCAGCUGAGCGGUUUGCAGGCCUGAGUCCCGGCUCUGGUUCCUCUGAUUUCCCACUGGGGCUGGGGCGAGCCCUCCUCACCCUCGCUGGGCCCUGGGUUUCCUGGCCGCGCCUGAAUUUGCCGCGGGAGGUGUUUUGGUUUAAAGACUUCAAAAGCCCAAGGCUGCCAGAGGUGGGCAGUAAGGUCUCCUCCCCAUGCCUCAGGGCCCACUGGACUGGCCUGGCACCUCUUGGUGCCACAUGCUGCUGCCGAGGACGAGUGUCCACUCCCAGGAGCUGUGCCGGGCCCCUUGGGCCCGUCUGUCCAGGGCCUGGCAGGCCCCUGGGGCUGGCGCAGCUCUCCUGCCCUGCGCAGGCUGAAUGUACAAAGCUAGACGAUGCUGUGAAGGGCGUGGGGGCCGUGCCUCCCGGGCCACUGUGAAUUCUCCUGCUGACAGGGCGGGCCCUGGCCGGACAUCUCCGGCUGGCGUGCUCCUUCUGUUCGAAUAAAGGUACCUCUUUUCCACACGG